This is a messenger RNA of Lottia gigantea (owl limpet), 1559 nucleotides long. RefSeq lists its product as hypothetical. The transcript is spliced from 7 exons. Lineage: Eukaryota; Metazoa; Mollusca; Gastropoda; Lottiidae. Gene Ontology annotation, molecular function: hydrolase activity. The coding region runs from base 166 to 1377 and encodes 403 amino acids. The record is from RefSeq and is a predicted model, not a curated record.
CUAUAUUAACCGAUAUAAAUAAAAGAUGUACAUGUAAAUGUAUGACACAAAUUUAGUCAUUAGAGAGAGAUUCAAUAUUGUCUCGUUCCAGUUCAGUGACAACGUUGAAAUGGUUUGCAAGUAAAAAUGGUUUCUAAGUAAAAAUCUAAGCUUAUAAUAGAUGUCAUGGCUAGUCUCAGGAUUCAAACACUAGUUUUAUUGGUUGGUUUUAUUGCAUUGCUCUUUGGAUUGAGAUAUAUUGCCAAUUGGAAUGGAAAACCAAGAGUAGUAAAUACUGUAUCUAGUAUACUAGUACCAAAGAAAGCUCAACUCGUUGUAGUUCCAGACAAAUAUGUUGUACCUCAACGAGCCUACUGCCUUGAUGGUUCAAAUCCGGGAUAUUUCAUAAGAAAAAGCUCCACUACAUCAGUAAAGAAUUGGAUCAUACAUUUACGGUUGGGUGCAUGGUGCACAUCGAAAGAAAAUUGUUUACAAAGGAGUAGAACAGAACUUGGUAGCACCAAAAAUGCAAUAAAUUAUAUGGACAGAAGUAUGAGAAAUUCGAAUUGCACACUAAAUCCACAUUUCUGUAAUUGGAAUGUUGUCGAGUUUAUAUAUUGUGACGGGGGCUCAUACGCAGGCAGUGUUGGUGAAACUGUCCAUGUUAAUGGUAAACCAUUAUAUUUAAGAGGUGCUGCCAUAUUUGAUGUAUUAAUACAGCAUUUAUUAGAUACCACUAAAUUAUCUCAAGCUCAACAUGUCUUGUUAACUGGAUCAUCAGCUGGUUCGUUGGCAGUAUUAGUCCAUUUAGAUCACCUGAAACAGCUGUUACCUAAAACUGUACUCAGUAUUAAGGGCAUCAGUGAUGGUGGAAUAUUUUUAGAUCAAACUGCUGUUGAUGGACAGAGAAUUAUGAAAGAUAUGUUAAAAGAUACCUACCAUCUUCAUAAUAUUAAAGAUACACCGUCACUGAAUAAUUGCUUUAAGGGAAAAGAUGAUAACUCAAAAUGGGAAUGUUUUAUGCCGGAACAUUUAUACAAAUUUGUUCAAUUGCCCGUGUUGUUUGUGUCUUCGUAUUAUGAUAGUUGGUAUAUGCCUACAUGUCUCAGACUACGUUGUGCCACACAGAGCCAACAGUGUACUUCAGAGGAAGACACUAUUGUGAAAAAGCAUUUAUCAGCAGUAAACACUGUAGCUCGUGAUAUAUUGAAAAUGCGGGGUAACGGAGUCUACCUAACAUCGUGUCAAUCUCAUACCUUACUCGGACCAAAUUACAAAAAUGUGAAAUCUAAAGGAUUACAUCCAUAUGAUGCUGUUGUUAUGUGGUUAAAUGAUUCUGAAAAAUCUCUGAAUAUCACUGAAUUGGAAUCUUAUCAAACUUCUCGGAGAAACUGCUGAUGUAGACUUACGGUUUUCAGUGGGAUAUACUUAAUGUGCCGAUUGUAGGCCUACUGGCAAAAUCGUAAAUUAUUAAUGUAGGUUUUGUUUUUUAUUGUGAUAUUUGAGAUCAUAAAUUGUUGACUAUUGUAAUAUUAUAUUUUAUGGUUUCUAUGAUUGGUUAAUUAAAAAAGAAAAACCCC